This is a messenger RNA of Ostreobium quekettii, 1860 nucleotides long. Lineage: Eukaryota; Viridiplantae; Chlorophyta; Ulvophyceae; Bryopsidales; Ostreobiaceae. The record is from the annotation of a GenBank genome assembly.
AUGUCGACGUCCCUCUGGGGAGGCAAGAAGGGCUGGCUUUCGGCCUGGAAAGCGCCGGUCCCGCGGGGGCCCUUGAGGGUACCCCCGCGAGCCGCUCGGCAGCCGCGGCCCGUUCUGCCGUCGGUGGCCGGCGCUGCUGGCGUGGACUCGAUCAACGGCACCGCUCCCGUCGUCAACAGGAGGUUCGAGGAGGAGAUCAAGACGGAGACGACGCCGGACCUGGGGGCGGUGACGGCCAGCGAAAUCGACAUUGGCUCCGAAUUCGGCCUCAGGCCGAAGAUCAUUUACAGGAACCUGUCGCCCGCGGAACUUUACGAAAAGGCCCUGCGAUACGAGAAAGGCACUCAUAUCGUUGCCAACGGGGCCCUGGCCGCGCUUUCAGGCGAAAAGAGAGGGCGUUCCCCGAAAGACAAGCGCGUUGUGCGCGAGGAGACGAGCCAGGACGAUGUGUGGUGGGGAGAGGGUUCCCCCAACUACGAGAUUGACGAAAACUCGUUUCACAUCAACCGAGAACUGGCUGUCAACUACCUCAACGGUCUGGACAGGGUGUUUGUGGUGGAUGCCUUUGCCAAUUGGAAUGCCAAGGCCCGCUUCAAGGUGCGAGUUGUGACUUCCCGUGCAUACCAUGCACUGUUCAUGCACAACAUGCUCAUACGACCUACUGCUAAGGAGCUGGAGGACUUUGGAGAGCCAGACUUCUUGAUACUGAAUGCUGGCCCCUGCAAAGCCAACAAACAGAUUCCGUAUGUCGCCUCAGAUGCCUGUGUUGCACUGAACCUGAAGGACAAGCAGCUGGUGAUCUUGGGAACAGAAUAUGCGGGGGAAAUGAAAAAGGGCGUCUUCACUGUGAUGCAUUACUGGAUGCCAAAGCAGAACAUCUUGUCCCUUCACUCAGGAUGCAACAUUGGGAAAGACAAUGAUGUGUCGCUAUUCUUUGGAUUGUCUGGGACAGGAAAGACUACGCUCUCUGCUGAUCCACAUCGACCCUUGAUUGGAGAUGAUGAGCACUGCUGGGCCGAAAAUGGCAUUUUCAACAUUGAGGGCGGCUGCUAUGCCAAGUGCAUUGAUCUAAAGCCAACAACGGAGCCUGAAAUCUGGAACGCCCUCAGAUUCGGAACAGUUCUGGAGAAUGUGGUCUUCGAUCCAGAUACACGACGCGUUCAGUAUGACUCCUCGUUUUUGACAGAGAACACGCGGGCAUCCUAUCCAAUUGAGUUUAUGGAGAACGUACGCAUCCCUUGUGUAGGUCCACACCCAAAAAACGUCAUUCUGCUCUGCUGCGAUGCAUUCGGUGUUCUACCUCCAGUCAGCAAGCUAACCCUCGAGCAGACCAUGUACCACUUCAUUUCUGGCUACACUGCCAAGGUCGCUGGCACCGAAGUUGGUGUUGUUGAUCCCGAAGCCACUUUCUCGGCAUGCUUUGGAUCUGCAUUCCUUAUGUGGCAUCCGAUGAAGUACGCAUCUAUGCUGGCAGAGAAAAUGGAGCAGCAUGGCACAACUGCGUGGCUUGUGAACACCGGGUGGACAGGGGGCAGGUAUGGUGUUGGGCGGAGGAUGAGCUUGAAGCACACGCGCCUGAUAAUCGAUGCCAUCCAUGCGGGUCAGAUGGCGGAGAGUGACUUCAUCACAACGCCCAUUUUCAAUCUUCAUGUUCCCAAGAGCGUCCCUGGUGUUCCAUCUGAGGUGCUUCUACCAGAGUCCCAGUGGACCGACAAGGCGGAUUUCAUGAACACUCUGGAGGGCCUUGCAAACAUGUUUGUCAAGAAUUUCAAGAAGUUUGAAGAUGGGGGUGGCUACGUCAGCGCUGACACGGCUAAGCGGAUCUGCUCUGGAGGUCCUGCCAGCUUGGUGGAAGCCUGA